Molecule: messenger RNA, 1108 nt
Organism: Pimephales promelas (fathead minnow)
Lineage: Eukaryota; Metazoa; Chordata; Actinopteri; Cypriniformes; Leuciscidae
Source: RefSeq, a predicted model, not a curated record
CCACACCAACUGUGCUUUUUUAAUAUUAUAACAUAGUAAACAUGUUUAACGUAUGAGUCUGAAGGAUGAGAACUGUCUGUUAUGGGUAGUAAGGAUGACCGUCCACAGUUUACUUUACGGCAAACAAGAGGAGGGUCAGGUUAAACAUUCGCCAUGCAGUUGUGGCACGAGUUACUUCAUACUGAAUAAAUUAACUAUUUGAUUGUGUUCUGGGGGUAAAAAUGACCGAUUGCAAAUGUAACUUGUCCAAAUGAAUUUGAGGUGUACGAACCCCUCAACCUAAAGAUGGAUAAGGAUCCAUCAGGAUCAUCUAGCUCUGGCUCCAGAAGUCCAGGAGGCUUCGGUCUGUUCGGAUCUGCUGACCCGCAGUAUUCAAACACAGAGCUCGCUGGAGUGCCAUUGACAGGCAUGAAUCCAAUCUCUCCAUACCUAAACGUGGACCCCAAGUAUCUCUUACAGGAUACAGAUGAGUUCAUUUUACCCACCGGAGCAAAUAAAACAAGGGGACGCUUCGAGCUGGCCUUUUUUACUAUAGGAGGAUGCUGUAUCACAGGUGCAGUGUUUGGGGCUGUGAAUGGGCUUAGAAUGGGCUUGUCUGACACCAGAAACCUGGCUUGGUCCAAACCUCGCAAUGUGCAAAUCCUGAAUAUGGUGACCCGCCAAGGCGCCACAUGGGCGAACACUUUGGGUUCAGUAGCUCUGCUGUACAGUGCAUUCGGGGUGAUCAUAGAGAAAGCCAGAGGGGCAGAGGAUGACCUCAACACCAUUGUUGCAGGGACCAUGACUGGUGUCCUCUAUAAAUCUCCAGUGACCUUUAUUGGUGUUGGAAGUAUCUUCUUUCCUGGGAUUUAUUUUUAUUUAAGAGGACAAUAGGGAGAACAGACAGAAACCAAAACCCACCAUUUGCCUUAUGGAUCAAAAACAUUGUAAUCUGAUUUGAAGCACAACAAAUAAAUAAUUCAGAAAAAAAGGCAGGUUCAUGUUCUUUAGCAUCUUUGACGAGAGAAUGAAUAAACUCUGCCGAAUAAAUGAAUAUUGCUUGUAUAUAAAUAAUGAUAAAUUCAUGAUUAGUAGAACUGAACUAUAAACACAACAAUUGCUAAAUGUG